This is a messenger RNA of Pieris macdunnoughi, 1188 nucleotides long. The record is from the annotation of a GenBank genome assembly. NCBI's taxonomy places the organism in Eukaryota, Metazoa, Arthropoda, Insecta, Lepidoptera, Pieridae.
AUGUUAACAAUUAUAUUAUUCACUUUAGUCUUGAUAUUAUGUUUAGUGGAAGUGUUCGUUAAUUUGAAUGAAGACGCUAGAACUAUAAAGAAAAUUCCAGGCUUUAAAGAUGUAUUUUUCUUUGGAAAUUCCACUGCUGCUUUUGGAAUGGAUUCAGUCGGCUUGUUCAAGUUAGCCAGGGAUUGUGCUAAAAAAUUCAAUGGAAUUUUUAGAUUUUACAGUUUAUCCAUAGCAGCAGUUCAUGUUUAUAAUCCCAGUGACGCUGAGAUUAUCAUGUCAACUAUGAAGCAUCGUGAGAAAAGUAUUAUUUAUAAAUUUUUUAAACUGUGGCUUCAUGACGGUUUAUUAGUAAGCAAAGGAUCAAAAUGGCAAGAACGAAGAAAAAUUCUUACAUCAGCAUUUCAUUUCAACAUUUUGCGCAAAUAUUUUCUCAUUAUUGAAGAAAAUAGCCAGAAGCUGGUGAAUGUAAUGGAAGAAAACAGUGGGAAAUCCAUCAAUAUCGUUCCAAUAUUGAGCGAAUACACCCUUAAUUCUAUAAGUGAAAGUGCAAUGGGGGUAGAGCUUGAUAAAGAUCCCAUGUAUUCAGAAGAAGUUAACACUUUCAUGUUUGAGGGCCAUGAUACAACAGCGGCCGGUUUGACAUUUUGUUUAUUAACAUUAGCUGAGAAUCAAGAUGUUCAGGAAAAAGUUUAUCAAGAAUUGCAAAGUAUAUUUAACGGAAGGGAAGAUGUUACUUUAGAAGAUUUAACAAUGAUGAAUUAUUUGGAGCGAUGCAUAAAAGAAAGUAUGAGAUUGUACCCGCCUGUUCCGUUUAUUAGUCGCACUUUGAGUGAAACAGUUAAAUUGAGUAACUACACGGUACCUGUGGGGACUAUGUGUCACAUUCAGAUAUACGACAUGCAUCGCCAGGAAACCUUAUUUAAGAACGCUGAAAAAUACGAUCCUGACCGUUUUCUGCCUGAAAAUAGUUUUGGGCGACAUCCUUACUCGUAUAUCCCCUUCAGUGCAGGACCGAGAAAUUGUAUAGGUCAAAAGUUCGCAAUGAUGGAAAUGAAGUCAGCAGUAUCAGCCUUACUGAAAAAUUACAAGCUGUUACCAGUUACAACAUCGAAAGAUCUUGAGUUUAUAGCUGAUUUAGUUUUACGAAAUUCAAAACCUAUAUACCUUAAGUUUAUUAAACGACAUUGA